CUACAAUCCCCCCAUUCUCUUUCUACCCUCUCCUUACCAUCUAUCUAUACCUUACAAACAUGGCUGCCCCCUCCGACACUAAGGUCUUCCGGGCCACUACCACAGCCCCUGUUAAUAUCGCUGUUAUCAAAUACUGGGGCAAAAGGGAUGCCACCCUGAACCUUCCUACGAACUCCUCCCUCUCCGUAACUCUCUCGCAGCGCUCUCUGCGCACCCUCACCACCGCCUCAUGCUCGGCCAAAUACCCCACCGCCGACGAGCUCACCCUGAACGGCAAGCCUCAGGAUAUCCAGUCGUCCAAGCGCACCCUGGCUUGCCUUUCGGCCCUACGUUCUCUUCGCCAGGAACUCGAGGCGGCUGACUCCUCUCUGCCGAAACUCUCUGCCCUCCCUCUGCGGAUCGUCUCCGAGAACAAUUUCCCUACCGCUGCUGGCCUCGCCAGUUCCGCCGCCGGUUUCGCCGCCCUUGUCCGUGCUGUCGCAGACCUUUAUCAGCUGCCUCAGUCUCCCCGCGAUCUCAGCCGUAUCGCUCGCCAAGGAUCUGGCUCUGCCUGUCGGUCCCUGAUGGGUGGAUAUGUGGCCUGGCGCGCUGGAACUCUUGCCGAUGGUAGCGAUAGCUUGGCCGAGGAGGUCGCUCCGGAAUCCCACUGGCCUGAGAUGCGUGCCUUGGUUCUGGUUGUCAGUGCAGAGAAGAAGGAUGUCCCCAGUACGGAGGGUAUGCAGACUACCGUUGCUACUUCCGGUCUCUUCGCAACCCGCGCGGAAUCGGUUGUGCCUGAGCGGAUGACGGCCAUUGAGACUGCCAUCCAAAACCGGGACUUCCCUGCCUUUGCAGAGAUCACUAUGCGGGACUCUAAUGGCUUCCAUGCCACCUGUCUGGAUUCCUGGCCUCCGAUCUUCUACAUGAACGACGUGUCUAGAGCCGCUGUGAGGCUCGUCCACGACAUCAACCGUGCUGUCAGUCGCACAGCGUGCGCUUACACUUUUGAUGCUGGCCCGAAUGCCGUUAUCUACUAUCUUGAGAAGGAUUCUGAACUCGUAGCCGGCACUGUCAAGGCUAUCCUGGGCGCCGGCUCUGAGGGCUGGGAUGGUCCUUUCUACGAGCCUCUUAAGAAUCUCACCGCCCCCGGUGUGGCCUUGGACAAGGUAGAUCCUAGGGCUGUCGAGGUGCUCAAGGAGGGUGUCAGCCGUGUCAUCUUGACCGGCGUCGGUGAGGGUCCCGUCAGUGUCAAAGACCACCACCUCGUCAGUGAGACGGGUGGCAUUCUGUCUAGUUGAAAGAAACACACAGGUGCAAAGCACGACGACCUUGGCUUUGUUUGACUGGGUGAAUGAAUGAAACAAGACAAUUCUUAAUCUAACUUCCUCUUAGCGGAAUCUGCUUCGAUGGAGAGAUACCCUAAGUCAAACUCUAUGCGAAAUAUAUGCGA
Molecule: messenger RNA, 1429 nt
Organism: Aspergillus alliaceus
Lineage: Eukaryota; Fungi; Ascomycota; Eurotiomycetes; Eurotiales; Aspergillaceae
Gene: mvd1
Product: diphosphomevalonate decarboxylase MVD1
Exons: 2
Coding region: 60-1277 (405 amino acids)
Biological process (GO): isoprenoid biosynthetic process; isopentenyl diphosphate biosynthetic process, mevalonate pathway
Cellular component (GO): cytosol
Molecular function (GO): diphosphomevalonate decarboxylase activity; ATP binding
Source: RefSeq, a predicted model, not a curated record